AUGCAGAAGGAUUCCUCCCGGCGACGCUUCCCCCUGGCCGAUCGCGUGAUCGAAGUCAUCGACGAUACUCUGACUGGGGAGGUCUUGCUGGACGAGGCAUUGAAAAUGAUGAAGUCGAGCGAGAAGAUGAGCGUGAACUCGUGGAUCGAUCUAAUGAGCGGUACGUAA
Aspergillus melleus is the source of this 168-nucleotide messenger RNA. It is a transcript of the gene VPS74, whose product is annotated as Vacuolar protein sorting-associated protein 74. The transcript has a single exon. Gene Ontology annotation, molecular function: phosphatidylinositol-4-phosphate binding. NCBI's taxonomy places the organism in Eukaryota, Fungi, Ascomycota, Eurotiomycetes, Eurotiales, Aspergillaceae. Gene Ontology annotation, biological process: Golgi to plasma membrane protein transport; Golgi organization; Golgi vesicle budding. The coding region runs from base 1 to 168 and encodes 55 amino acids. Gene Ontology annotation, cellular component: trans-Golgi network; Golgi cisterna; cytosol. The record is from RefSeq and is a predicted model, not a curated record.